AUGAGCGGCCUGCGGGGCUCUCUGGGGCCGGCCCGGCCGGGCUGGGUGUGGGGGGCGGCGGCGCUGCUGGCGCUGGGCGCCCUGCUCGGAGCCUGGCGCUGGGCCGGGCGGCGCCGCCGCCGCCGCCUGCAGCGGGUCGGGACGGUGCUGAGGCUCUUCGUGUACCCGGUGAAGUCGUGCAAGGGGGUGUCGGUGCGGCGGGCGCAGGUGACGCCCAUGGGGCUGCGCAGCGGGGACAUGCGGGACAGGUUCUGGCUGGUGAUCACGGAGGAUGGGCACAUGGUCACGGCUCGCCAGGAGCCGCGGCUCGUCCUCGUUUCUGUCGGCUGUGACAACGGGCACUUGACCUUCGAGGCCCCAGACAUGGAGAAGCUGUGCUUGCCUGUGAAUGUCCCCAGGAAAAACCCCGUCCACAACUGCAGGGUGUUUGGACAGGAUAUCCAAGGCAGGGACUGUGGUGAUGAAGUGGCUCAGUGGAUCACCACUUUCCUGAAAUCACAGCCCUAUCGACUGGUGCACUUUGAGCCCUCCAUGGUGCCAAGAAAGUCAAAGAAUACAAUAAACCUUUUCCGAAGCACUGAUGAGGUAAAUAAAUGUUCUUUUUCUCAGAAGUACUUCCUUUUAACCAUUUCCCACCCACCUACCAAAACUUGCCUAUUCCACCAUUGCCUUUGGCACAAGAGUAGAACUAACCCUUGCAAUACUGCAGUCCACCACUGCAUCUCUGACAAUGUUCUGGACACAUGGGAGGAUAUUCUUAUUGGUGAUGUGGAGAUGAAAGGGACCGUAUGUUGUGGCAGGUGUAUUUUAACAACUGUUAACCCAGACACUGGAGUCUUGGACAGGAAGGAGCCUUUGGAGACAUUGAAAAGUUACCGCCUUUGUGAUCCAUCCGAGCGACACAUCUACAAAACCAGCCCUCUCUUUGGGAAAUACUUUGCUGUUGACAAAACUGGAACGAUUCAAGUUGGAGACCCUGUGUACAAGAUGAUCUGGGAAUGAAAGAGACUUUGAUCAGAAGAUGCUUUUUCUCCUUUGUACACAAAUUGUUUCCCCGUGAACACAGUCACCAACAUAACCUUUUCUUAUUCCUUGCAAUAUUUUUAGUGCCAUGUCCCUUUGUAAGGUGCAGGGGGGUCUAUGAGGCUAUGAAAUGCCAGUCAUUUCAGAUCAUGUAAUCUACUAGCAUUCCUGUAGCAACCACAUCUUUAGUUUUUCUGGAGGCUGUGAGAGAAGAAACUGAUCCAAGACAGACUUCACAGCACUACUGUGAGCAUCACACCUCCUAAAAUUUCAUGUCAACCUUAAUAUUGGAAUCUGAAAUUACGUGCAAGGGUUUGCAUCGUGUAUUAGAUACAUUUAGUGCCUAUAAAGAACCACAAAAACAGUCAUGCCAAGCACAAAGUAUGUUGGUCACAGAGCUGCCUUUACAAGUGAACAUGGAGUGGAAAUGGCAGGACUGUCUUGGAUUCCACCCUUCUUUGGUCCUAAUCAUCUUACCCAUCUGUAGGAAUCUGAUAAUUAUAUUUUCUACUGCAUAAAACAAAUAGAGGAGGAAAGUAUUUGGAUUAUGGCAGUAUUAUCUUUUCUUUAAUUGUUACGUGAUUUUUUUUCUUUUAAAAAGGAACUCCAAGAUAAAAACCAGCCAUCUUUCAAAUGCUUAUUUGUUUCAAAAGCUUGUUCCUUUGUUAUGAAUUACUAGAUCUAGAAAGAGUGUUCCCCUAGCCAAAAGGAGGAAUCUAAUUAAGUGUGGAGAAGGGCAAAUAUGACCCAAUUUGGUGUUUAGAUUCUUUCUUUUCUGUUGUAAGUAUGAACCUGAAAUUUUAAUGCAUGUUCACAACUUAGACCUGAAAAAUGAAGAGCCAUUGGGCUUUGAACAAGUUCAAGUGGAUGUGUGUGACAAGCCUGAAGCAGAAAUAUAGGGAAGGUAUUAUUUGUGAACUCAGAGUUGCUCUGAGUGUCAUUUUUUUAGCAGAGUGCUCGGUAAGGAUUUAGUUUUCCUGGGACAGACAAGUGCCCCCAUUUGGACUGCACAUGGCAUAUUUGUGUAGUGUUAUGCCUCAUGCAGCAAACAGUGGGAUAUUAGAGAAAAAGCAUCUUUUGAAAACAAAGAAUUCUGAGGGUCCCUUUUAAAAAGCACGUGUUGAAGGUUCUUAAUGUUAGAAGCUGAAAACUUGUGGAAUUCCUAAUGGUAUUAUUAAGCACAGGCAGCCUGCUGGCCUGCCAAAGCAAUUAGUUAAGUGUGUGUCUCUUCAUUAAGUCAAAGAAGCGGAAGGAAAGAGAGCUGAUUUUUUGCCUCUAGCAAAACGUAUUUUUUUUUCACUGUUGUUUUAGCAGCACAUCAGCAUUUACAUAACAAAUUGUGUGAUAUAGAUUCUGUUGCCUCUUGUUAGGCUGUUGUCAAUUGGGCUAAUUUGGAAAUGGGGCUGUCUUUGCAAUGAGAAACAGCCAUCUGCUUUCUUACUAAGAAGAGGCCUUAGAUCUAACCCCCUGAUUUACUCCUGUAAAGCCUCUUAGAAGAAUAUUUCUAGAAUCCUAGAACAGGUAUGCACCUGAGUACAACACAUUUCACAAAUGACACUUAAAUCAGUUAUGUCAUCAAAGAGAGCUGUUUUGGGAAGUCAAGAGCAUAACUUAGAACAUUAUGCUGUAAAUAUCUUCAUCUAACUGUUGAAUUGCUGCAACUGUAUGAAUUGUAUUUGAUUUUGUUAAAACUAUUUAGGAAAUUGACUGAAAACAUGUCAAUCAUAAACCACUGUUUUUAAAUUGUGUACUUAAAAAGUUCUUUUUUUAACUCUAGAAGAAGAAAACAAAAGUAUAAACUUUUGUUAAAUCAAA
Molecule: messenger RNA, 2838 nt
Organism: Lepidothrix coronata (blue-crowned manakin)
Lineage: Eukaryota; Metazoa; Chordata; Aves; Passeriformes; Pipridae
Gene: MTARC1
Product: mitochondrial amidoxime reducing component 1
Exons: 7
Coding region: 1-1002 (333 amino acids)
Biological process (GO): nitrate metabolic process
Cellular component (GO): mitochondrial inner membrane
Molecular function (GO): molybdenum ion binding; nitrate reductase activity; molybdopterin cofactor binding
Source: RefSeq, a predicted model, not a curated record